AUGGCAUCCGAGGGAGACGAAGUACCGGCGCUUUGGAAGGUCAACAGGACCAUGCAUGAGAUGAUCAAGGACCGGGGUUACGCUGUGUCUGACGACGAAAUAAACAUGUCUCUCGACGAUUUCCGUAAUACAUACGCGAGUCAGACUGGAUCCAUCGACCGGUCACAACUCAACUUCUUCACAAAUAUGCACAAUAACCCUACGAACCAAAUCUUCGUCUACUUCACUGAGGAGAAGAGUGUCGGCGUGAAGACCAUGAGAAAACUGGUCACAGCUUUGGAGGAUAAGAAGAUUCAAAACGGCAUCAUCGUCUUCCCCGGUACUAUGACCCCGUCUGCGCGCAAAGUCAUCAAUGGUCUCCCGCGUUUCAGGCUGGAGGAGUUCUCGGAGCAGGACCUGCUUGUUAACAUCACACAUCACAAGCUUGUACCAAAACACGAAGUGUUGACUGCCGAGCAGAAGAGGAUCUUAUUGGAGCGAUACCGUUUGAAGGAGACACAACUACCUCGUAUCCAAGUCGGCGACCCCAUCGCGCGCUACUACGGUCUCAGGCGAGCACAAGUAGUCAAAAUUACUCGGCCAUCCGAGACGAGCGGUCGUUACGCCAGCUACCGCAUAUGCUUCUGA
Peniophora sp. CBMAI 1063 is the source of this 627-nucleotide messenger RNA. NCBI's taxonomy places the organism in Eukaryota, Fungi, Basidiomycota, Agaricomycetes, Russulales, Peniophoraceae. The record is from the annotation of a GenBank genome assembly.